AUGGCUGACAUGUCGGAGGCUCUGGCAGAGUUGGAGAGGAAGGAGGCUGAAGCAGGUGACACUCCCAUGGAGUCGGUGGGAGACCAGGAGAAGCAGGACACCAGCAUCGAGGCAUUCCCAACGCCCGACGCUGAGAAGAGAUCCACCUCCUCAGGUGAAGAUGACGAAGAUCUGGAUGCCGAGGAAUCUGCAGACGGUGUGCAGGUCGAAGAUAUGGACAAGUUUCCCAAGUCCUGA
This is a messenger RNA of Durusdinium trenchii, 237 nucleotides long. Lineage: Eukaryota; Dinophyceae; Suessiales; Symbiodiniaceae. The record is from the annotation of a GenBank genome assembly.